Verruconis gallopava is the source of this 1712-nucleotide messenger RNA. RefSeq lists its product as uncharacterized. The coding region runs from base 98 to 1405 and encodes 435 amino acids. The record is from RefSeq and is a predicted model, not a curated record. Gene Ontology annotation, biological process: spliceosomal snRNP assembly. Gene Ontology annotation, cellular component: SMN complex; nucleus. The transcript has 2 exons. Lineage: Eukaryota; Fungi; Ascomycota; Dothideomycetes; Venturiales; Sympoventuriaceae.
CUCACAAAUGCGACCAUGGCGCAUGCUCACUCAAUUUCGCGUAAAUGAGUGAAUUCGAACAUCUUCAUUACCCAAAGUAUUGCCAAGAGGCUGUAGAAUGUUGAAACGGCCAGGAGAAAAUCUCGCCCGCACCGAGGACGGCGCAACCUACAACAAACUACGGCGUCCGGAUAACUGGCCCAUAGAACCACCCAUCGCUUCCGUCUCGGAUGACACACGGACACAACAUAGUUGCGCAAAAGAUGAAAUAGCAGGCGACGAUGCGGAGCAGAGCUUGUCCGAAAAAACAACACCAAGAGGCAAGCAGCGAAACAGACCAAUCUUCAGCUUCAAGAAGAACAAGUCGACUACUUCCGACGGGUGCCUGCCCAUGGAAGAUGAAGACUUCUCAGGGUCCGAAAAUGACGAUGUAUCGUUUGCUGCUGUACAGUACCUCAAAAGUGUGAGAGCCGAAGCGAAUGAUUUACCUCUUGUAUCCGCUAUACCACUCGUUCGAGAACCGUCCACAGAAGACUUUAAGGGUUACUACGAAGAUGGGGCGUACGUAGUAGCACCCGAACUUGGCCCUGCCUACCCGGAAGAUUACGAGGAGGAAUCAUAUGACGAUUACGGCCUCAACGAGGGUGUGGAGGAACAAAAGAGGCUUGCCAGUCGGAUUAUUCGCAUUACGCCUUGCGAGGCGUACACGAAUUCCCUGCUCUCUCGUUUCCAUCAGCUUCGCAGCGCGGUCCAGGCGCUCCAGGUUGACUCAGUGGUAAACGCAGGCUCAUCAGCUGCUUCAAUCAAAAUCCCACGGGCCAUUGAUCUUCGAAGAGCAGACCGCAAAUACUGGGAGUCUCUGAUCAUCAAUAAUUCCCCCAAAUUGUCAGCACUUGCUGUGACUCCGAUCGAGUCCCUCCUCUCUCUUAUCUUCGUCAUUAAGGAGCAGUGCAUGCCCCGCAAGCGAAACAUAAGCAAAAACGUCAGCCUCUGGCUCCUCGCUCUGCUGGCUGCUUUUGAUGAGCGCACAAUUGACAGUGAUACCAUGUAUGACUUGCGCAGCUUAGCGAAGAAGGCGAUCUGGCUACGGAUCGAUCACGAGCCGCGCUUUGCAGAAGCCUCCAAGGCCAUGGGGCGUGAAGCAGGCUAUAUUUUCGACCGUGUACCCUACGAAGAUGAAACCUCAGGCCAUGUAUCAGAAUCGCGGCCUGAAGGCCGAGAUCAUGCGCAGGCAGACGAAAUUCUCUCUGAUCUGCUGGUCGAUGAGACCGUGCCGGACGAUGCGACAAAGGCAACGCUUGACAUGAUUGUCACAGUGCUUGGAGAGAUCUUUGGACAACGUGACUUGCUAGAAUCGCGGACUGUUGUAGAUUGGCCCCAAUCUGGGCAAGGUACUGAGGAUUACGCAUGCGACGAAGAAAAUUGAACGACUGAAAAACAGAAUACUGCCUUAUUUUCUGCCGCCUGAACUUCCUUCUUAUCUUCUGAAUUGGAGGGGAAAAGGGGAAAAAAGCAGUAAAAGAAAAAGGGCACCCCAUUCGAGGCGAGAGCAUCACGUUAGAGUCUUCAGGACUUCGCGCGAUAUACAUGACGAGAGUGGGUUGGGCCAGACUAGCUGUGGAUAACAGAAUUGGUCAAGAUCUUCUAUUCGUUUGCUCUAUGCUGUUUAGAUCAUGGCGUCACGAGCGCCGUGAAUAUGGCCCGUUCCCGACGCUGCCUCAGCCCUUGGCAGG